Messenger RNA from Penicillium salamii, 1812 nucleotides. The record is from the annotation of a GenBank genome assembly. Lineage: Eukaryota; Fungi; Ascomycota; Eurotiomycetes; Eurotiales; Aspergillaceae.
AUGGAAAAGCUUGGAAAAUGCGCUAUUCGUGUCUCCAAUCCUCAGAUUACAGAGCAGGACCUUCUUGCUAUCCACAAAAAGCUUCCCCAGGACGAUGUAUGGAUACAGAGUUUUCUCUCCUCCCUCAUUCUCAUAUCCGAUCAACCCCACCAAGCCGUCCAGCUCACCAAAGCUGUCCAACAGAUACUCGCAAAUUGGAGCAGUCAAGUUUUACUUUCGGAUAGCUCAGGACUUCUGGACCUCCCGUCUGGGCCUUACUAUUUCAAUAAUGGCAAUCUGCAUGAAGUUUAUCGGUUAUAUCCCGAUACUGCAGAGGCGUUCAUCAGCGCGACAAUGCAGUCGCCCCAUGAUCCAUAUCUCUACACAUCCCUUAAUGUUUCGGUAUUCACAGAAGAAUAUCCUUCGGCCUUAACUCUCGGUGUUCCCUCCCGCUUAUAUUUUACGCCCACCGAAGAAAAGCCGCUGGCUGGGCUGCGCAUUGCAAUUAAAGAUACACAAGAUGUCCACGGGGUAAAAACAACAGGUUCAUCUCGCUCUUAUGCUCGACUCUAUGGGCCAAGAGAGAAAAGUGCCACCGGAGUUCAACGCCUUCUAGACCAUGGCGCAAUCGUGAUCGGCAAAUUGAAAUCGACACAGUUUGGUGAGAGCGAAUGGGCCACCUCUGACUGGGUGGACUACCAUGCGCCGUGGAACCCACGUGCAGAUGGAUAUCAAACCCCUAGCGCGAGUAGUUCAGGCAGUGGCGCAGCUGCCGCUGCCUAUGACUGGCUUGAUUUAUCUACAGGAACAGAUUGCAGUGGGAGUGUCCGGGCUCCCGCCGCCAUUCAUGGCGUAUUCGGGAUUCGGCCAUCCACUGGUGCGAUAGACAAUGGAGGUGUUAUCCCAUUUUCGAAGAAUUUCGAUACCUUCGGACUUUUCACAAGAGAUAUUGAUUCUCUUUCAAGAGCAUCAUCGGUUCUUUAUAACCAGGACGCGGAAAUAACUACCUGCUUCAAGAAACCCACGCGUAUCGUAUACCUUACAGAAUACUGGCCGGUUGAAGAUGAGGCUAGCUCAGUGGUCUUUGAACUCAACAUUCAACAGCUUGAGAAAACUCUUGGCACAAAGCGAACCGAACUCAGCCUUGGCAAACUUUGGUCAGAAACGAACCCAGUCGGAACCAAUCUCUCGAUUGAUGACUUUUUCAACAAUACCUUGGUCACUGCAUCUUCCCCAGAUCAAUGGGACAUGCUUAAGAAUUUUCAUGCAGAGUACCACGAUGCCUUUGGCCAUGCUCCUCCGCUCAACCCCCAACUCCAAUGGAAAAUGGAGUUCCUGCCCUCUCAAACAGUGGAAAUGGAGAAACAAGAAGAAAAGGAGAUUGAAAUAUUCCGUACUUGGUUUGAAAAGCAUGUCAUGCUGACCGACCAAGACGGUUGCUCUGAAACUAUCUUGGUGUUGCCAUGGACGCAAGGCCAACCUAGCUACAGGGACGAAUACCGGGAACGUCCAUCUUGGAUUAGUGAUGGCUGGUUCUUCUAUUUCAUUUCCGUCUACGCCGGAGCCCCUGAAGUCAUUGUGCCCAUUGGCCAAACGCCAUAUGAAUCUCGUUUAACGAAGCGGCAGGAAUGGCUACCCGUUGCAAUUGGGCUGGUAGGUGCAAGAGGUACGGAUGCGGCCUUUGCCUCCUUCGUCAAAGAAACCAUGGAGAAUGCAGAACUCCCGACGAUAGUGGAUGCUGGGCGAAACGCCUUUAGCCCUAACACAUCCAUGGGCAACAAUGCUGUCAAUGUUUCUCCAGAAAGAAAAGCCGCACAUCCAGAGCUCAAAUGA